AUGGCGCUCCCUCGCAGCAAAGUGAAGGGCGACUCGCUGCCAGAAGACGAUUUCGAAUUCAUACACACCCCAGCAGCACCGUCUCCUUCGCCCGAGUCGCAGAACUAUGGCGUCCGCACGACUUCGUACCCGGCCAUCAAGAAUGCUCCUCUCCCCGCCGACGGUCCCGGUAGCGAUACCUUCAACAAUUACUUCCUCUUCACCCUCCUGGGCGGCAUUCCUGCCUACAUCUCCUGGCACAUUGGCGGAGGUCUCUUCACAUGGCUGCUCCUCGCUAUCCUCACGGCAAUCCCGAUCCUUAUGGCCUUCUGGACCAUCGCCUCUACCAUGUCCCCACGUCUCAACGAGAAGGCCAAGUUUCCCGGCCUCCCAAUCGAAAACUAUCUCACUUUCAAGAAGGAUAGCGAUAAGAUGAAGUAUCGUGGCAAGAAUAAGAUUCCCAUGGAGACGUUUCACGAGAUGUACUUCAACAAUGAGGUGGAUAUCAAGGGCGACAUGCUUGAGACUAUGGAGUACCGACACGAUUGGGCGAACUUCCGCUUCACCUUGAGCCUCUACUGGUUCUUUUUGACGGGUAUGAUGCCUGAGGUCAUCAUGCACACCAGAAGCCAAGAUGAAGAGCAGGUUCGUGACCACUACGAUCGUGGUGAUGACUUCUAUGGCUGGUUCUUGGGCCCACGCAUGAUCUACACCAGUGGUAUCGUCUCGGACAUCAACAAGGAGGAAAGUCUCGAGCAAUUGCAGGACAACAAACUGGCCAUCGUCUGCGAGAAGAUCGGUCUCAAGCCUGGUGAGAAUAUGCUUGAUAUUGGCUGCGGCUGGGGAACACUCGCCAAGUUCGCAUCUGUCAACUACGGCGCAGAGGCUACCGGUGUCACUCUCGGCCGCAAUCAAACAGCGUGGGGCAACGCUGGUCUUCGCAAGGCUGGCAUUCCAGAGGAGCAGAGUCGCAUUCUUUGCAUGGACUAUCGCGAUAUUCCAGUACCGCAGGGCGGCUACAACAAAAUCACAUGUCUCGAGAUGGCCGAGCACGUUGGCGUGAGAUACUUUGGCACUUUCUUGAAGCAGGUCUACGAUAUGCUCGAUGACGAUGGUGUCUUCUUCCUUCAAAUUGCAGGUCUCAGAAAGAGCUGGCAGUACGAGGACCUGAUUUGGGGUCUUUUCAUGAACAAGUACAUCUUCCCUGGGGCCGAUGCGUCAACUCCCCUCGGAUUCUUCAUCGACAAGCUUGAGGGUGCUGGCUUCGAAGUCAAGCACAUCGACACCAUCGGGGUACACUACUCGGCCACGAUAUGGAGGUGGUACCGCAACUGGAUUGGCAACAAGGACAAGGUCAUCGCCAAGUACGGCGUGAGAUGGUACAGGAUCUGGGAGUACUUCCUCGCUUACAGCACAAUCAUCUCCCGUCAAGGCUCUGCAACGUGCUACCAAAUCACCCUGGUGAAGAAUAUCAAUUCUACGCACAGAGUGGAAGGCAUCCCGAGCCAGUUCAACCUCAAGGGCGCACUCGAGGCAAGCAAGCAGGCAGGCAAAGCACUCUUCCCAGGUAGCAAGUAG
Molecule: messenger RNA, 1557 nt
Organism: Pseudocercospora fijiensis CIRAD86
Lineage: Eukaryota; Fungi; Ascomycota; Dothideomycetes; Mycosphaerellales; Mycosphaerellaceae
Exons: 2
Coding region: 1-1557 (518 amino acids)
Biological process (GO): cellular response to biotic stimulus
Source: RefSeq, a predicted model, not a curated record